AUGCAGCCAGCCAGCGAGCACGAGAUUCAGCAGCUAAAAGCCCGAGUGAAGACUCUGGAAGACGAAGUCAACAACCUACACGAGAUGAUGAGACAACUGAUGCUCCAAGCCCUCCCUGACGCCGUCUCACCCACAUCGACCCUGCGUGGCGACGCCAUCUCAUCCACACCGACCCUGCGUGGCGACGCCGCAGCGCGACAUGACAGCAGCUCUCCCAUCCGAGAUGCACGAGCCAAGCAAGAAUCAGCGGUCGGGACUACUCGCGAGCCCACCACUUCUUCGACACAUCUGCAGAUGUUCACAAGCAAGGUGCUCAUCAACGCAGGGUUGAGCAGCAGCCCUCUCCGCGAAAAUCGAGAAGAGAUGGCUGAUGGGAUCAUUGGAGCGGAUGGAGUUGAUGGACGAAACGCGAGCACGGUCUCCCGUCCUGCUGGACAUCGUCGCCGCCAUCACGGAAGAGACGCUAAGGAGGAAAUGGACGGAUGA
This is a messenger RNA of Zymoseptoria tritici IPO323, 486 nucleotides long. RefSeq lists its product as uncharacterized. The transcript has 2 exons. The record is from RefSeq and is a predicted model, not a curated record. Lineage: Eukaryota; Fungi; Ascomycota; Dothideomycetes; Mycosphaerellales; Mycosphaerellaceae. Bases 1 to 486 code for a protein of 161 amino acids.